Coniophora puteana RWD-64-598 SS2 is the source of this 1319-nucleotide messenger RNA. RefSeq lists its product as uncharacterized. The coding region runs from base 202 to 1032 and encodes 276 amino acids. The transcript is spliced from 3 exons. The record is from RefSeq and is a predicted model, not a curated record. NCBI's taxonomy places the organism in Eukaryota, Fungi, Basidiomycota, Agaricomycetes, Boletales, Coniophoraceae.
CUGCUGUGUCCCUGCCGAGAUUGCUAGUGAAACAACCUUCAAUGUUGGGAAUGGUCGUCUCGAUGGCGUUCUUCUAGAGUAUAAAGAGACCAGAGGCGAUCUCGUCCUCUAGUCACAACACCAAACCACCAAGCUCUUUGUCUUCAUCCGUCGUCCACCAAAGCUUUCCGUCUCGCAUAUCAGACAACUCCAAUACCAGCCAUGUCAAAGGUUCUUGCCAUAGGGGCUUCUCGCAACAUCGGAUACUACUCCUCUCUGAGACUUCUUGAUUUGGGGUACACUGUCACCUUUCUUCUCAGGAAGCCAGAAUGCUUCGACCACGACGCGGCCAUCACCCGCUUCGUGAAAGACGGCAAAGCCCGCCUUGUCAAGGGCGACGCCCUGGUCAAAUCAGACGUCGAGCGCGCGUGGGCUGAGGCUGCCAAGGGCGGUGACGAUCUGGCUGUCGACUUCAUGUUAUUCACUGUUGGAGGCACGCCCUCCUUCAAACUGACCAAAGGCUUCAUCAUCGAGCCCCCGAACCUCGUCACCCAAUCCCUGCUCAACGUCCUCGAGACACUCCCCGCCGACAGCCCGGACGUCAGGAUCAUCACCAUCUCCUCGAUAGGCCUCACGCGCGAGUCGCACAACGCGCUACCCCGCGCGCUCAAGCCCGUGUACAGCUACACACUCACGGCGCCGCACAAGGACAAGUGCGGCGCGGAGGAGGUCCUCGCGCACGCCGCUGGGUGGACGUGGGAUGUCCGGGACAGCGCGGGCGAGGAGAUCCUCGGCACGAGCUGGGCGGAUCGCGUGCCAGAGCCUGCGUCGCUGAAGCGUCUGGUGGUGAUCCGGCCGGCGCUGCUCACGGACGGAGAGUGCGCUGCGGAUAAACCGCCGAAGCGGGCAGGGAAGGAGGCGUACCGCGUCAAGGAGGGUGAUGUCAACGGCAGCUGGACGAUCUCGCGUAGGGAUGUUGCCCAUUUUAUAGUGGAGAAAGUCGCGAAGAACUGGGACGAGUGGGAGGGGAAGCGGGUGAGCAUUGCUUAUUGAGCAUAGGUCCUAUGGCUAUCUCUUUUCUGCUUUAUCUCAGCUGUCUCAGCUGUAUUUAUUCGCCUUAAUGUACAAUAUCUUACAAGCUUAGUACGUCUGCACUAUAUUCGAACAUAAGAUGAUAACAUCACUUUCACUACUCACCCCGUAUCGCUUCCUCGGCCGUCUUCCACCUGUGCCCCUCCCAUAGUCCAUUCGAGAGCGCCUCGAGCCCUAGCUCCUUCCCCUGAACGCGAUCCCAAGUUACCCGGCUCCUUCCAGAGUUAAUCUCUUCCAGCAAGUACUUC